Messenger RNA from Dinoponera quadriceps, 2422 nucleotides. Its product is annotated as carbohydrate sulfotransferase 11. Gene Ontology annotation, biological process: carbohydrate biosynthetic process. The coding region runs from base 206 to 1222 and encodes 338 amino acids. Gene Ontology annotation, cellular component: membrane. The transcript has 6 exons. Gene Ontology annotation, molecular function: sulfotransferase activity. The record is from RefSeq and is a predicted model, not a curated record. NCBI's taxonomy places the organism in Eukaryota, Metazoa, Arthropoda, Insecta, Hymenoptera, Formicidae.
GUCGCUACAUUAACACAUUCGAUAAAAAUUCUUUACUCAUUUUUCAUGUGGCAUAUCUUCACUAGCACUAGAAAUUCAAUUCACAAUCACGAACAGCAGACCAACUAAUUUCUUAUAGCGGAUUAUAGUUUGUGAGGUUUGUGUCUUUUUUUAACUUGUUUCAGUCCGAUAUGAGUACAGGCGGAAACACAUUCUGCGGGAGAAGAUGACCCCACGUCGUCGUGUCUUGGCAGGAAUUCGCCGAACUAUAUUUGCCGCUGGUAUCUUGACGCUUGUCAUCCUAGCGCUGUCGGGUCAGGAUGCUACUAAUACUUUACAACAGGCAAAUUCAUUGGAGGAUGAAAAUCUAACACCGGAAGAGAAAAUAUUAGAACAAAUCGCGUUAGCAGAAACAGAGCAACGUUUAAUAGCUAGGCGGAAAUUCCUAGCGGAGAAAUGCGCCGAGGAAGGACUCGAUCGUCCUGGUAACGAUUCGCUUCACAGGCCAAAUGCCUGGGAGUUUCUUGUAAAUAAAGAAUAUCACCUUAUAUGGUGCAAUGUAUUCAAAGCGGCUUCCACGUCGUGGAUGUACAACUUUAAUUUACUUGCGGGAUAUAGUCCGCAAUUCUUAAAAGCCUCAAAGGCUGUGCCGGUCUCAUUGGCCAGACAGAGAUAUCCUAGGUAUACAGCCGAGGAAUUAGCUAAAUUCCUGAACGACAGUAUCAGUUUCCUCAUAGUGCGGCAUCCAUUUGAAAGAUUACUUAGUGCCUACCGGGACAAAUUGGAACAUAGUCUACCACACACGUUUCACAGCAAUCUUGGCGCACACAUAGUUUGGCAUUACAGAGCAAGGGAUCCGAAGACGAAUACCAGACAAGGACCGAGAUAUCCAAUCUUCGAGGAAUUCGUACGAUGGCUAUUGUGCCAAUGGAAAGCAGGAAAUGAUCUCGAUAUGCAUUGGACACCUGUAGUUAAUUUUUGCACACCCUGUCAAGUGCGAUUUGAUGUAAUAGCGAAGUUCGAGACAUUGCACGAUGACCAAGACUAUGUGAUAAAACAAGCGCACGUAGGACACGUCAUCAAACCUGAAUGGAAAAACCCAACUAGAGGAGUCCAGACGAAAGAUGUUAUAAAAAAUUAUUUUACGCAAUUAUCUAAGACACAGAUAAAUGAUCUUUACGAGAUGUUCAGUUUCGAGAACAAAAAAUCAUAUGGUGCCAAAUUUAGUGAAUAUGGGGAAUGAUUAAGGACAAGGACCGAUUUGGAAGCGAGAAAUUUACGCACGGCGAUGAACUUGUAAGCCAGAGCAUUGUCAUGCAGAAGCCACCAGCUGUUUUAUAUUCGGUAUUGAGAAUGAACCCGACCAAUUUUCGCUAACAAACGCUUCAUAAUACCCAAGUAAUAAAUAAAAAGCAAGUCACAAAUCUUGUCUACGGUUUCGACCGUUCAAUUAAUCGAUGGCCUCUUGCUGCACUCGUUAUCUUCCAACGAUUCUUUACCGAAACUUCACGAAUUACUCGUAAAUUGAUAUACGGGAUAGUGCUUUGUCCCUAUAAGCUUCGCAUAACAUUGCUAAUGUUAUGUUUCUGUGAACUUUUUGUUCAAUUUGACACAAAAUUUGAUAUUUGUUUUUUUGCUCCAUCGUGACUUCUCGACAAAUAUCACAAAAGUUAUGUCGGUUAUGUGAUAAAACAACCGUUAAAGGGAUCUCAAUUCAAUUUACAGAAUUUGUGAACAAAAUUUUAAUAAAGAUAGUGCAAAAAAGAUAGCGCCACUAAUAUCGUCCGUACGAAGAAAGUUUGGAAAAUUGUGGGAGAGACCGUAUAUAUCUUAAACAAGAAGUAAUACAAUUAAUCAAAAUAUGUCUAAAUUAUCGACGUUUUAUCAUUAAUGGUAGCUUGUUUAUGUCGGCACCGAAAAAGUCUGGAGAGCGAGUGGCAAUGAAAUCGCUAGAGGCGUUCUCUAUAACUUGUUGAAAAUUGAAUAUUUUUUCUUGCAAGAAGUAGUCUAAUGUUGGAAGAAGUGGUAGUCAAUUGGUGCAAGGUGUGAUGAAUACAAUGAAUGACAGAGAGUUUCCAAGUUCAGUUCCUGUAGUUUGAACAGUGUUGUUUAUACGACAUGUGGUCGAAUGUUGUUUUGUAAGAAGAUUGGCCUGUUUCUAUUGUCCAGUCUCGGCAUUUAAUCACAAGUUUCUUCAUCAUUUCGUCCAAUUGAUUACAGCAGACUUCUCCUGUAAUUGAUUGACAGGUUUCAUGAAAUUGUAGUGGAUAAUACCAACGUUGGAUCAACAUCAUUAGGUUUUUGGUGAACAUUCUAUUUCGGCACUUCAUUUUUAUCCAACCAUUAUGCCGAACGCUUGCGAUUAUUGAAAAGAAUUUUUCCAUUACACGUAACAAAUGUGAUGUAGAAAUGGUUCGCCUUUAUACCAUGACAGCACAGAAAG